Molecule: messenger RNA, 1748 nt
Organism: Sphaeramia orbicularis (orbiculate cardinalfish)
Lineage: Eukaryota; Metazoa; Chordata; Actinopteri; Kurtiformes; Apogonidae
Gene: dnaja
Product: DnaJ heat shock protein family (Hsp40) member A
Exons: 8
Coding region: 155-1339 (394 amino acids)
Biological process (GO): protein folding; response to heat
Molecular function (GO): Hsp70 protein binding; ATP binding
Source: RefSeq, a predicted model, not a curated record
ACGCGGUUCCAACCAACGAAACUUCCGGCCUGUCUCAGACCUCUCCAGAAAGUUCUUCACCGUGGAGCACAUAUAAGAACCAGCCAUCUUCCCCCACCGGCUUCACUGUUGCUCGAGCCAAAGCUAGGACAGGACCUCCUUAUCAUUCGUCACCAUGGUCCGAGAAACCGGCUACUACGAUUUGUUGGGUGUCAGUCCCAAAGCAUCAGCGGACGAAAUCAAGAAAGCGUACAGAAAACUGGCAUUAAAAUACCACCCGGACAAGAACCCUAACGAAGGAGAUAAGUUCAAGCUAAUAUCUCAAGCGUAUGAGGUGCUGUCUGAUCCAAAAAGAAGAGACUUGUAUGAUCAAGGAGGAGAACAAGCUAUUAAAGAGGGAGGAACAGGAGGAGGAAGUUCCCCAAUGGACAUUUUCAACAUGUUCUUUGGAGGUGGUGGAAGGAUGCAGAGAGAAAGAAGAGGGAAGAAUGUCGUCCACCAGCUUGAAGUUACAUUAGAAGAGAUAUACAAUGGUUCUACCAGAAAGCUUGGACUCCAGAAGAAUGUCAUUUGUGAAAAAUGUGAUGGUUAUGGUGGUAAGAAAGGUACCCUGGACAAAUGCUCUACUUGUAAAGGUAGAGGAGUACAGAUUAAGGUGCAACAGAUCGGACCAGGCAUGAUUCAACAGAUCCAAAGCAUGUGCUCAGACUGUCAAGGACAGGGAGAGAGGUUCAACUCCAAGGACCGCUGCAAGAACUGCAAUGGGCACAAAGUAGAGCGCAAAAGGAAAAUUCUUGAAGUUCACAUAGACAAAGGUAUGAGAGAUGGUCAGAAAAUUACAUUCAGUGGAGAAGGGGAUCAGGAACCUGGACUGGAGCCAGGGGAUGUUGUUAUUGUACUUGACCAGAAGGAACAUGCUGUUUUCCAAAGACAAGGUGAUAAUUUGGUGAUGAAGAUGGAUAUCAAACUUGUUGAAGCCCUGUGUGGUUUUAAGAAGACCAUUCAGACAUUAGACAACAGAACACUGGUCAUCUCCUCAUUGCCAGGUGAAGUUAUCAAGCACAAUGACGUUAGAUGUGUUCAGAAUGAGGGCAUGCCUAUUUACAAGGAUCCUUAUGAGAAGGGACAACUAAUCAUUCAAUUCCAGGUUGAAUUUCCAGAGAAAGACUGGCUCCCAGAACAUCUCAUGUAUCAGCUGGAACGACUGCUUCCUCCCAGGGAAGAUGUGAUGCUUACAGACGAAAUGGAGGAAGUCGACCUCGUUGAGGUAGAUGAACGGUCCCAGCAGAAAAAAUAUGGGGAAGUUUACGACGAGGAUGAAGACAGUCCCUCAGGAGGAGUUCAGUGUCAGACGCAGUGAUUGUAAUCUGUGAUGCAAAUGUUAUCCUGUGUGGGUUUUUGUUGUUCUGAAUUUUUGUUUAGUUGUGGACAACAUUUGACCCAUAAACCUCCUCUUCACAAUAACUCAUAGCAAGAGUUGCUAAUACAUCUCUGCACUUUUGAGGCACAAAAAAUGCAAGUAGUGUAGUUCUCCUUGCACUUUUAAUUAUGCUUCCACAGUUCUAGAAACAGUUUUUUGCGUUACUGUUCAUUCGUUAUGUUUUCUUCAAGUUGAUUCUUUUAUAUAUGUGAAUGUUUCCAAAGACAUCUAUGGUAUGUGUUUGCUUUCAGAAGCUGAAAGGACUACUCAUACUUUCUGUGAAGGUAAUUUCAAUAAUGGCAAAAAUCAUUUUUGUUCAUUUCUCAAUAAAAGUCCCAGAAUGCUUCAA